UUGCUGCAGGACUUUAAGUUUGAAUGUUGGGUUUCUGUAAGGUAAGAAGAGCAUCAAUAGAUUGAACUACUAUAGGAUAACUAUUCCAAACAUACAGAGAAACAACAAUGCUUUGCCAUAUAACGCUCCCGGACGCGGUGGUGAUGGAGGUGGAUGUUGAUUCGAAGGCUAAUGGAGAGGACUGCUUACACAAGGUCUGUCGGAAACUGGGAAUAAUAGAGGUGGAUUACUUUGGGCUCCAGUUCAGUGGAAGCAAAGGGGAGAGUUUGUGGUUGAAUCUGAGGAACAGGAUCUCACAACAGAUGGAUAACCUGGCUCCCUGCAGACUGAAGCUCCGAGUCAAGUUCUUUGUAGAACCCCAUCUCACCCUGCAAGAACAGACAAGACAUAUGUUCUUCAUGCACAUAAAGGAUGAGCUGGACAGUGGCAGCCUGCAGAUGGAGGCUGAGCAGGCCAAGGAACUGUGUGCCGUCCUAGCCCAGGCUGAGUACGGAGACUACAACCAGAACACAGCCAAGUACUGCUCCAGCCAGAUCUUCAGACGGGAGCCCAACCUGGCAACCAUCAACAGCAUCCAGGAGAAGCACCGUGAGCUGGAGGGUCUGAGCCAGUCGUCAGCAGAGUACCGGGCCCUACAGCUAGUGUCCUCCCUGGAGAACUACGGGGUGGAAUGGCACUGGGCCAGGGACUCAGAAGGACAGAGGCUGGCUAUAGGGGUCGGUCCUGAAGGGGUGACCAUCUGUCAGGAGGACUUCAGCCCCAUCAACAGGAUCAUUUACCCUAUCAUCCAGAUGGCCACCCAGUCAGGGAAGAAUGUGUACAUGACCAUCACUAGGGACAGUGGUGACGGUGUUGUCCUGCUGUUUAAGAUGACAAGCACCAGAGCUGCCAGCGGCUUGUACCGGGCCAUCACAGAGACCCAUGCCUUCUACAGGUGUGACACGGUGACGAGCGACGUGAUGAUGCAGUACAGCCGUGAUUUCAAGGGUCACCUGGCGUCUCUCUUCCUCAACGAGAACAUCAACCUGGGCAAGAAGUACGUCUUCGACAUCCGACGCACCUCCAAGGAGGUCUACGACCACUGCCGCCGGGUGCUCUACAAUGCCGGCAUUGGAGGGGACUGUGUGUCCGGCGGGGAGGGUGAGAGGAGCCCGUCGCGGUCCCCUGGGGUGGGGGAGGGAGGCUGUGAGGGGUGCCAGAGGCGCAGGGUCCUGGAGGAGAAGCUGCAGCAGCUCCAGGAUCCUCUGCUGUGUAUCCUGUGCUGUGAAGAGGAGAUGGAUGCUGCCUUUUGUCCCUGUGGACACAUGGUGUGCUGCCACAACUGUGCCGUCCAGCUAGAGGUGUGCCCAGUGUGUCGGUCAGAGGUGGACCAUGUCCAGCACGUCUACCUGCCCACCUGUGCCAACCUGCUGUCCCUGGCGGUGAGCAGUGCUGCCCCCUUCAACAUUCCCAGAGACCUGGCCGCUCACCUCUGUUCCUCCAGAGAGUUCUACACCAGCACAGACAAGAUCUGUCACACGUAGAUUUACUUCCAGUUAGGGUUGCAAAAUUCAGCUUAACUUCCCCAAAUUCCCAGGUUUUCCUAAAUGUUUUGGAUUUCCUGUUUAUUCCCUCCUGCUUCCGAGGUGCUAUAUAAGACUGCAUACUCAAUCGUAGCUAGCUGGCUAACGUUAUACUGCAUCUAAAGUUAAUCUGGCGACAUCAAAAUGAUGACAAAAAGGUUUUCCUACGAAUUAUUUGCCUUCUUUAGAAAUGUCAUCAUGUUUUCAAGCCAUAGUAAUAAACUUUAGACUGUAGUAGUAGUGAUGUAGUAGUGCUGUAGUGGUGCUGUAGUAGUGUAGUAGUAUACCAAUAGUAGUG
Molecule: messenger RNA, 1860 nt
Organism: Coregonus clupeaformis (lake whitefish)
Lineage: Eukaryota; Metazoa; Chordata; Actinopteri; Salmoniformes; Salmonidae
Product: E3 ubiquitin-protein ligase MYLIP-A-like
Exons: 7
Coding region: 108-1523 (471 amino acids)
Biological process (GO): ubiquitin-dependent protein catabolic process
Cellular component (GO): cytoskeleton
Molecular function (GO): ubiquitin-protein transferase activity
Source: RefSeq, a predicted model, not a curated record